GUCCAGUCCUGGACAAGCGACCGCGAAGCCCAAAUGGAACAAUCAGCGCCCCUAACCGUCAGCCAUAGGAACUCUCAAGAUGCCAGAGUACAAAAUCUUGCGGCACGGCAUCAAGUAGAACACACCCGCCCUGAUUCGAUCAUGAGCCUCACUGCCGUGGUUCAGGAUCCUAUGAACGAGUGGUUAGAAGCCAGCUUAGCGAGAGCACAGUACGUCGAAUCUGGCCUCGAGAUCAGUUACCUUUCGCGAAUUUCGUCGCAGUCUCGGUCAGGAAUCGACACGCCACUGCAUAGUUGGUCAGGCAGAGAAAGUACCAGCGAUACACGUUACAACAUGACCACUAUCCGACCACGUUUACCCACGUCAAGUACAUAUGUCACUCCCCCCCUGUCGAUAUCCUCUCGUUCGGCCAUCGAAUCCAUUGACUUCAGUGCACUCUCAGGCCGCUUUGAACCGCAGGGUUCCCAGAGCAAAGUCCGAGAGUCAACGAUCCUUGCGACAAAUUUGGGACGGGAGAUCCGCUCAGCGCGGCCUCUCUCACCUGUUUCGGCAACGCAAGACGUAAUUCGCCCAAGCCUGCCCUUGAGGCCAACCAACCUUCCCUUCCUGAAGAAUGAUAGAUUAAGCGAAAACCCCGUGUCAACACCAGGCUCAUUGACAAUCCAUUCACGCUCUGAGAUAGGGGCCCGGAGCUUAUCUCAAACGGAACAAAGCUGGUUUCGUCGUCUACCGCCGCUCAAGUUGUACCUCCCAUCGCUUCAAUGGGAUUUUGAGUCUCAUUUGCAAUCUGAGAGUGGCCCUACCAGAAGAUUUGAUGAUGGAAUGAGCCCGUUGAGCAGCGUCCCAUUAUCGCCGGCUUCGGGACACUCGCGGUCGGAAAUAGGUACGCCAUUGGUGACCCAACACGGCAGGACUUGUGUACGUCAAGGGGUGCCCCGGUAUGAACUGGUAAAUCAAGACCAAUAUUGGGACAUUGUUUGAUCAACAGCACUACUGACAACAACUACAAGUUCGUGGGCUGUUCGUUGAUUGUCGGGUUAUAGAAAAUUUAGAAGCAGGUUAUUGCAUGUACUACCUACUAUUGGCAUAGAGCAAAGUCCUCCAACCCCUCUCUUCUUAUCAAUUUUACGAG
Molecule: messenger RNA, 1132 nt
Organism: Colletotrichum godetiae
Lineage: Eukaryota; Fungi; Ascomycota; Sordariomycetes; Glomerellales; Glomerellaceae
Exons: 2
Coding region: 34-981 (315 amino acids)
Source: RefSeq, a predicted model, not a curated record